This is a messenger RNA of Rhipicephalus sanguineus (brown dog tick), 342 nucleotides long. Its product is annotated as bone morphogenetic protein 5-like. Lineage: Eukaryota; Metazoa; Arthropoda; Arachnida; Ixodida; Ixodidae. Gene Ontology annotation, biological process: SMAD protein signal transduction. Gene Ontology annotation, molecular function: growth factor activity; cytokine activity. The record is from RefSeq and is a predicted model, not a curated record. Gene Ontology annotation, cellular component: extracellular region.
AUGGCCACAGACACGCGACCCUCUGGACGAAAGAACAGCUGCCAAAAGCGAAACUUGUUUGUGAGCUUUAAAGAUCUUGGGUGGCAGGAUUGGAUCAUAGCUCCAGACGGGUACACAGCCUUCUACUGUGACGGGGAGUGCUCGUUCCCACUCAACAUGAACGCCACCAACCACGCCAUUGUGCAGACCCUCGUGCAUCUGGUUGAUCCCGCUCAGGCACCCAAGCCCUGCUGCGCUCCCACCCGCCUCUCGGCCAUCAUGGUGCUCUACUUCGACGACAAUUCCAACGUCAUCCUCAAGCGCUACAAAACAUGGUUCGUCAAGGCUUGCGGAUGCCAUUAG